Venturia canescens is the source of this 1542-nucleotide messenger RNA. RefSeq lists its product as uncharacterized. The coding region runs from base 79 to 1437 and encodes 452 amino acids. Lineage: Eukaryota; Metazoa; Arthropoda; Insecta; Hymenoptera; Ichneumonidae. The transcript has 3 exons. The record is from RefSeq and is a predicted model, not a curated record.
AUUUGUAAGGAUCAGGGAAAGUAUAUAUGACGAGGUGGUCGAGUGGGACCCUUUAGUCGGCACUGGUAGACACGCACGAUGCAGCGCUCCACGCACACUUUCCGGAUGAUUCUGCUCACCGGGCUGGCAGUCCUCGGGACAACGAGCGCCGAGAACAAGCCCUCCAUCGCCACAGGCGAAUUCUUGUCGGUGCUGGCUAAGAACGUGGCAACGGUACUGUCGCCGACCCUCGUCGGCGAGCUCCACGACGGACGUCCGAACCGCACGGCGGUGAACGCGACGAUAGCUUUCCCCGUUUCGACGAGGACGGAGUCCGCGGAGGAGUCGGAGGCGACGACGGAGCCGACCAAGUCGUCGAGCCUCGAGGCCGACACGGUCAGGAGUGCGCAGACCCAGUCGGAGGUCCGCCCGGGGAACGGCAACUUUCCGUUCAAUUUCGAGGAGAGCAAUUACCGCUACAACUAUCCGGGGCUGAACGGGCAAGGGCUGGCCGCUCGCCCGGAGGCGUACCCUUCGGGGCCGUUCGCCGGGAGCCCCGGCGGCCCAGGCUACUUCAAUCCUGAUUUUUAUCGAGGCUUUCCAGGACAAACGUCCCCGGAGCCGGGGAAUUCGCAGCGGGGUGAAAGCGUCGGAGGGGUUUCUCCGGUGGAGACGAUCGGCGACGGGCAGCCAGGGCGCUCGCCCGACUCCCUCGAGCCGUCGGCGAGCCCCGAGCGCUUCCGGAGCUUCGACCGUUUUCCUUUCGGCAGUCAGUACUUGGGCGGCUUCCCUAAUUUCCCGGGCCCUUCGUUCUCGUCGCAGCGUCAAGAGGGCCGCUUCGGGCAGCCGCUGGCCGACGGGUUCGCUCCGAGCCUCCGAGCCAACCCGAACUUCGCCAACAAUCCGAGCUACCAAAACCUCGUCGCCGGGAACUACCCCCGGAACGGGUUCCAGCCCUCCGGGGAUUCGUUCGGGCCCCGCCAGCAGGGAUUCCGCUCGAACAACUUCGACUUCUCCGGCCAGCGCUUCCAGAGCCCCUUCGACGGCUUCCCGAGGAGCCUGCAGCGCGGCCCGAACUUUCCCCUCUUCCAUCCCGCCGCCCCCUUCCUCGCGGAGGUCGGAGACUCCGAAAACUUGGUUCCCUCGGUCCCGAGCACCGACCGCCCGGCCAAAAGCCGAGGGGAAGCUUCGACCAGCCGCAUCAGCCCCAAAGCCGACCUCCUCAAGGACGCCACCGUCGUCAACUCCACCGCUGCCCCCGUGACCUCGAAGCCGCCCGAAAUUCUCAGCGUCCAGGGCCGCGUACGCUUCGGCCGACUGCUUUUACCGAGCCUCGACGACUACGACGACUUGAGAUUCCGCCCUGACGAUUUCAGGGAGUAUUUGUUCUCGGCUGAGGACAAAAACAAUACUGACACUCCGAGCACCACCGGCCAGUCGACCGCCAACGACGUUUAGCUCGAUCUUGAGGCCUCGCCGUUCAAUACCCGUUUUUUAACAAUCUCGAUAACCAAAUAUUCUUACUUAACAACUAACGAGACUUUUAUUCAUGUAAGAUAUUGU